This is a messenger RNA of Penicillium cosmopolitanum, 216 nucleotides long. RefSeq lists its product as uncharacterized. The transcript has 2 exons. The coding region runs from base 1 to 216 and encodes 71 amino acids. Lineage: Eukaryota; Fungi; Ascomycota; Eurotiomycetes; Eurotiales; Aspergillaceae. The record is from RefSeq and is a predicted model, not a curated record.
AUGAGGUUUCGCUGGGUUAAAGAGAACCGGGCACUUUAUGUGUCGCCUAAGGGCCAGCGUGUCAGUCCUUCCCAGCCCCGCUAUCACGUGGCAUCCCACUCGCUACAUGAGUCCCAACUGCUUGCUCUGGCGUCGGCGAAAUCGUCGGCCCGCACCGAACCAGACCGGUCCCUGCCUCUGGCCACCACAUCCAAUGCCGGUGGUGCAACAGAAUGA